AUUCUAGAUUUAAUAUUUAUGUAUGCUCCGUUGUGUUGUAAACAAGGAAAUUUUGAGUCAACUGCUCUGCCUCUGAAAGAAAUCAGAAAUGUCUUCGUUAAGCGAACGUGAUAUAAAUGCAAUGAAAGAUGCUAUAGAUUUGUAUGAUACUAUGGGUGAUGGAAAAGUUGAUUCUAGUGCUUUAGCUGAUAUCCUACGAGCGAUCGGUGAGAAUCCUACAGAAAGCGAAGUUCAGAAAUUUCUUGUUCAACUUGAUCCUUCUGGAAACAAGCGUAUAACCCACGAAGAUCUUAUACCAAUUGCACUUUCUUGCAAGCAAAAAUCGAGGAAAGUUAAACCUCAAGAAUUCGUUGAAUGCCUCCGUGUUUUCGAUAAGGAUUGCUCUGGGAAUAUCAGUUGUGCUGAACGUCGACAAGUUUUGACUACAUUAGGAGAUAAAUUGACCAUUGAAGACGCCGACAUGUUGACAAGUGGCUUGGAACAGAAAGGACAAGUGAAUUACGAAGAAUUUGUGCGAAGUGUCAUGUCUGGUUGAAACCGAAAUCGAAACUUCGAAAACAAACGACUAAGCAUUGAUAUUUAAAAACAUUUUAAUUAUCUGUCAUCGGUUUUUAUUGACUUAAGUUUAAAACUUUUAUAUUUUCGAACGUGACGUUAGACAGUUUGCUGGUAAUUUAUUUGUAACCUUUGCAUUCAAACUAUGUGUAUUAAGGUAAACUAACGUAUUUAUUCAUGUUAUAUACAUUUUUUGUUUAGGCCCCGAUGAAAAAAUAAACCACGACGUUAUCAGCAGUGGCGAGAAUGAAGCGAGGAAAAAGUUCUGCAAAAUAAAAACAGCUAUUCGUAGAACUGGAUUUGCCUUCCAAGUGUUUCUCAUGUUGCAUUUUCUGCUCUUAAAAAACAUUUCUAGUUAAAACCAUCAUGAAGACACUUGAAUCAUUGUUGCUUUACUUGCUUCCUAUUGGUUUGAUGGUUCGCCUUCAAAACCGCUUAAACCAAGCCUAUCAAGUUAUCGAGGACUGUGAUUUAGAAGAGCAAGAAAAGAAAGGAUACAUCUUCUUCCAUAUGUACGCCAUAAGACGCAUGUGUAAAUACGUCAAAACAGCACAAGGUUUGAAAAUCUUUGGUUACAGCCUUCCAACCUUCCAGGCUUUUAUUCUGGCGGCCUUUGGUCCGUUUUUCGGUGUUGUUCUACAUGGAAUAUUUAUUCACAUCCAUGCAAAACAGAAAUGAAUGACCUCUGAAGAUAUUCUUUAUGAACAACAAAAUCUUUUUCAGAAAUGGGUAAAGGGGGGUGGAGUGGACUUCCAGUGUCUUGCAAGGGUUAUGAUUUCUUAUAUCAAAAUCAGAUUAUAUAAUUUCUUCUCCAAUAGUUAAUCCUUCCAAUGUCCUCAGACUAAAGCAAAAGUUCAUAACGUCCAAAAUGGUACAAUUAAAUUCUCGCAUUGAACUCUUAAAAAAAGGAACGUUUAAAGUACGUUGUACUAGUUUUUUGUUUGAAUUAUUAUGUAGUGUUUUUAUAUGCUUUAGUUAAGGAUAUUGCAAGAGCGAUAAACCCUAGAAAUAUGUAUGUACCUACCACAUAUGAUGCAAUUUUUGAUUAUUAACGUAAUUUAAAAGGAUAGUUAAGGGUAAUUAAGAAGUUUCAGGUGUUUUUGAGAUGAUUUUUGAAAAUAACUGUUAGUGGUUUUACACAAGAGUAUGGAGUAAACAGAACUUAAUGGUAGCAGCAAAUGAUUCAUUUUAGCAAUCCUAAUAGGAUGGGAUAAAGGGAAAGACAAAGAAACAGAUUAGUUGGUUUUCAAAUAAUUAUCUUUAGCGAAAAUUCAUCGUGUUCUUCUGCAGGAAUUAUUAAAAAAAAUGGUUUUAUUUUA
Molecule: messenger RNA, 1874 nt
Organism: Xenia sp. Carnegie-2017
Lineage: Eukaryota; Metazoa; Cnidaria; Anthozoa; Malacalcyonacea; Xeniidae
Product: myosin-2 essential light chain-like
Exons: 1
Coding region: 89-535 (148 amino acids)
Cellular component (GO): myosin II complex
Molecular function (GO): calcium ion binding
Source: RefSeq, a predicted model, not a curated record